UCUUCAGGCGACAUGCAUUUCAAUAUAAUUUUGGCAUUUAUUGCCAUUUAUGGUUUAAGUGUAACGCAGGCGGGAGUUAUUAAAGCCCCACAAACGCCCUGGGAUUUGAUAGAAGCAAUUAGAGCUACAUCACAAAUUCGUGUUAAUGGAACUUGGAUAACAGAUGAAGAAUUUUAUUACACUGCCACUGAUAGAUCCAUACACAAGUUCAAUGCUGCCACCGGUAGUGAUUCGAUUUUUGUUACCUCAGAUUUUUUGAACAUUUACAAUCGCAGCAGUUCCUUUAAAUUAUCCCCCGAUAAUACUAAAAUCCUAGUACGUUACGAUGUCGAAGAGAUCUUCAGACAUUCUUUUAUAGCGAAAUAUGAUGUCUUCGAUAUUGCCACGCGUAGUGCCAUCAAAAUCCAUAAUGGCGAAAAAUUGCAAUAUUGUGGUUGGUCCCCGGUUAAGGAUCGUUUGGCUUAUGUUUACAAUAACAAUGUUUUCAUACAUUUUGGUGAAAAUUUGGAAGUACAAAUCACAUCGGAUGGCAUUGAUGGUGUUUUCUAUAAUGGUAUACCCGAUUGGGUGUAUGAGGAGGAGGUGUUGAGUAGUGGCUCUGCCAUGUGGUGGUCCGAUGAUGGCAAUUAUUUGGCUGUAGGUGUUUUCGAUGAUACCAAUGUGGAAACUUUUAAAUAUUUCAUAUAUGGUGAGGCUGAAGAUCCCUUGUAUCAAUAUCCCAAAGAGGUGGAUUUGAAAUAUCCCAAACCGGGUACAAAUAACCCAGUGGUGGCUUUGAGAGUUUUCGAUUUGAGUUUGGAUCCUAACUAUGUGACCAUUAAGGCUCCCGUAGAGGUGGUGAGCAGUGAUCAUAUUUUACAAAGUGUUGCCUGGACUAGUGAUCGCAAACUGUUGAUCACUUGGUUGAAUAGACGUCAGAAUAUUGCCAGUUUACAGUUGUGCGCUGUGUCAGGAGAAUGCGUGGAGGUUAAACGUAUUGAAGAGCCUAAAGGUUGGGUAGCCAUUGGCAAUCCUAUAUGCUUAAAGAAUAGUGAAAAUUGUUUGUUCAGUUAUUGGAUUGAUAACUGGUAUCAAGUAUGGAAUUUAGAUUUGAAAACUGGUCAAAAUAUUUGGCGUUCUCUGGGAGAGUUUACUGUCUUGAAGGUUUAUGGUUAUGAUGAAGAAAAUGAUAAACUAUACUACCAGGCCACUUUGGAAAGUGAUCCUUCCGUUUAUCAUGUGUUCAGUAAUAAAGAUUGUUUAACUUGCAAUUUGCUGGAUGUUGAGGGCGUAGCCUGUCGUUCAGCUGCUGCUGCCUUUAGUAAAAGUUACUCCUAUUAUACUGUUUCCUGCAGUGGACCCAAUCCCAGCUAUACCAAAAUUUUCGCCACAAAGACCAACACUGAAGUCAAAAAUUGGGAAGAUAAUCAGGCUUUCCGCGUCAAGUUGGCUUCAAAACUUAGGCCUGAAAUUAAAUUUUUGAAAGUUCCUUUAGCUGAUGGUUCCAUAGGUAUGGCCAAAAUUCAAUUUCCUCCAAAUUUAGAUACCAACAAAAAAUAUCCCAUGAUUAUUUUUGUCUAUGGUGGACCGAACUCGGUGAAAAUCACUAAUGGUUUUGUUGUGGGUUUUGAUGCCUAUAUGACCACCAAUCGUGAGGUUAUCUAUGUGCAAGUGGAUGGUCGCGGUACCGGUAAUAAGGGUAAAGAUUUACUAUUUUCUGUCAACAAUCAUUUGGGUGAAUUUGAGGUUGAGGAUCAAAUUCAUGUUACGAAAUAUUUACAAGAGAAAUACACUUUUAUUGAUAAAGAUCGUUGUGGUAUUUGGGGUUGGAGUUAUGGUGGUUAUAUGACAGCCCGCACUUUGGCCAAUGAUACCGAAAGAGUAUACCAAUGUGGCAUUUCAGUGGCCCCCGUAACAUCUUGGUUCUACUAUGACACCAUUUAUACCGAACGUUAUAUGGGUUUGCCGACUGAAAAUCUGAAGAAAUAUUUGGAUACCAGUGUUUUGGAACAAGUUCAUAACUUCCGUAAUCAUGACUUUAUGUUGAUUCAUGGUUCGGGUGAUGACAAUGUCCACUAUCAACAGUCUUUGAUGUUGGCCAAGGUCUUACAGGCUCAUGAUAUCUUGUUUGAGGAAAUGACUUACACCGAUGAAAACCAUUCUAUUGGUAAUUUCUUGCCUCAUUUGUAUAAUACUAUGGAUCAUUUCUGGAUCAACUGUUUAAAUUGGAUGUCGAGGAGGAAGAUUAAAACCUGUUUUUUAAGUUUUUAGUCUUAUGUUUGAUACAAAUUUAUAGUAUUCCUUAUUUUCCUUGAUAUGUUUACAGAAUUUUACAUUUAAUUAUUUAAACUUUAUUAUAUAUUUUUUUAAUUUAAUACUAAAGUAAAGCUGAUAUUUUGUGAUGAAGAAAUGAAAUUUAA
Molecule: messenger RNA, 2399 nt
Organism: Lucilia sericata (common green bottle fly)
Lineage: Eukaryota; Metazoa; Arthropoda; Insecta; Diptera; Calliphoridae
Product: venom dipeptidyl peptidase 4
Biological process (GO): proteolysis
Molecular function (GO): serine-type peptidase activity; dipeptidyl-peptidase activity
Source: RefSeq, a predicted model, not a curated record